This is a messenger RNA of Athalia rosae (coleseed sawfly), 1600 nucleotides long. RefSeq names its product venom acid phosphatase Acph-1-like. Gene Ontology annotation, molecular function: phosphatase activity. Gene Ontology annotation, biological process: dephosphorylation. NCBI's taxonomy places the organism in Eukaryota, Metazoa, Arthropoda, Insecta, Hymenoptera, Athaliidae. The coding region runs from base 155 to 1369 and encodes 404 amino acids. The transcript is spliced from 7 exons. The record is from RefSeq and is a predicted model, not a curated record.
GGAUUAGAUCGUGGCUAGUAAUUGACGCGAGUGGUUGCAACUGACCGGCGUAUGGGGUGUACUAUGAAAAUCGUUAUCCCAUUGGACUGAAAUUGUUCUUUUUCUUUUCUUAUUUUACCUUAUUCCCACUUCUUCUUAUUUUAUCACCUCCAAAAUGAUCAACCACAAAUUUUUCAUCCUUUUUACAAUUAUUGCAACUAAUUGCUUCGUCGAAAUAGUUAAAUGUGAACCAGAAUUGAAACUUCUGCACGUGCUAUUUCGUCACGGUGAUAAAGUUCCGCAUACUCCUUGGCAAUCGUAUCCAACUGACCCUCACAAGAAUCAUUCAUAUUUUCCAACAUCGAACGGGGGACUGACAAAUGUGGGAAAAUUAAGGGAGUAUAAAAUUGGGACGAUGCUCCGUAAUCGUUACGAUGAAUUUCUCGGUCCAUAUUAUUCUACGGAUCUCAUAGACGCUAGAACAACUUACGUAGGAAGGACACAUAUGUCGGUCCAGCUAGUUUUGGCGGCGAUGUUCCCACCGGUUGGAGAACAAAUUUGGAAUCCUCGUUUAUCGUGGCAGCCGAUUUUCUCGACAUACGUUAAUGAUGUCGAUCAGGAUUAUCUCUUCUUUCCUGAUCACUGUCAUCUAUACAGAGAAGAGUAUGCCAAAUUUCUGGCCGAAGACUCGACGAAAAAAAUGAUCGCAAAGUACCAGGCGACACUCGAUUACCUCACAAAACACACGGGCAAAGUAGUCGACAAUACGGAAGCAGUUUACUACCUGUUUAAUACCCUCAAAGAAGAGGCGGCCCAAAAUCUAACGCUACCAGAAUGGACGUCGUCGGUCUAUCCCCAUCCGAUGGAGGAAAUAUUAGCCCUAGAUUUUGAUCUGAGGUCCUGGACGACGAAUUUGAAACGGCUGAACGGGGGUAAUAUGCUGCGUAAAAUUACCGAGGAUAUAAAGGCGGUUCUUACCGGAAAUCCUGCUCUGGGGAAGAAGAAAGCGUUCCUUUUUAGCGGGCACGAACAAAAUGUCGCCCGAUUGUCACGUGUUCUCGGUACCGGUGAGCCAAUGAUACCGGCUUACGGGUCAACGAUCAUAAUCGAAACUAUUCAAGAUCGAGAAAAGGGCGGGAAUUAUUUCGUCAGGAUUUUACUGUGGACCGGAGUAACGGAAAGAUUAAUUACUCAAAGUAUUCCUGGUUGCAACGAGUUAUGCCCCCUAGAUGAAUUCUUGAAUCUACUCAAAGACGUGAUCCCUAGCGACGAAGAAUAUCUUUGCGGUUCAGAAAAGAAGAAUUCCGGCUCGAAAUUAUUUGGGAUAAAAAAUACCUGGGUAACGGUUUUCGUGGCCUCGAUUAUUGUCAGCUUCUCUUCUACGUGGUGAUCUAGCGAUGAUCCUAUUCUAAAAAUAUAGUCAAACUAUUUUGGUGUGAUAAUAAUAGCGUAGAUCUAACUGAGAGUAGAAUUUCUUGUUGAAAAAUUUUACGGUUUAAGUUAAGAAAGAAAAUUUUAUACAAUUCUACCGUCCUCCCACUGUUUUAUUUCUAAGUAUUCAUCUGUAGUCAAAGUCUGGAAUUAAAGAAAAAAACAGAAAAUAAAUUAAUUUCAAACUGAA